Molecule: messenger RNA, 3192 nt
Organism: Monopterus albus (swamp eel)
Lineage: Eukaryota; Metazoa; Chordata; Actinopteri; Synbranchiformes; Synbranchidae
Product: un-named hu7910
Exons: 25
Coding region: 212-2296 (694 amino acids)
Biological process (GO): peptidyl-aspartic acid hydroxylation
Cellular component (GO): membrane; endoplasmic reticulum
Molecular function (GO): peptidyl-aspartic acid 3-dioxygenase activity; protein binding
Source: RefSeq, a predicted model, not a curated record
AUUGGUAGAAUUAGAAUAGUUACUCAGGGUUACUAUGGACAUUGGCUUUGCUGUUAUCCAAGUGAGGACGUGACUUUUGGUCAACUUGUAUCCCUAUCGCUGUGAGCACAAAUAGAUAGCAGUGCUCACCUCGUUUAUGUUGUCAUAAUUACAGCUCAUCUGGUUUGUUAGUUCAUCACUGAAAGACCCGCUUUGGAGCGUUAACGAAGCAAUGGCCCAGAGAAAGAAUCCCAAAACCCACUCCAAGAAAGAGGCCAAGACUCCACCAGCGGACAGCAAGAAUGGAAGGAGGACAGAUGGAGGGGCAGGAGAUGCACCAGGAGGUCACAAGUACUCCGUGUUCACCUGGUUUGUGGUGCUGGCUCUGCUGGGAGUCUGGAGCUCUGUGGCCGUCAUCUACUUUGACAUCGUGGACUACGACAGCGUCAUCGCCAGAGCUAAGGAGUUUCGCAUGAACUUUUCUGAAGUUUUACAAGGUAAACUGAGGGCCUACGACGCAGAUGGAGAUGGAGACUUUGACUUGGAAGAUGCCAAAGUUCUGCUCGGGCUGAAGGAGGCACAGAGAGCGGGAGACUCACCUGAAGGGAACGUAGAGGGUGAACCCACACCUGUCCUCGAUGAUCAAGAGUCUGGGCCCCAGGACGUGGAGUCAGAUAUCCAAGACGCUGUCCUUCUCCCUUCACUGGUGGAAGAUAGCUUUGUGCCAGAUGAUCCACGAAGCAGCGUGCAUCCUUAUGAGGAUGAGGCCAUUGCCAUCGAUACCACCGGAGUUCUGGUGGAAGAGCCGCCGCCACACCAGAGUGUAGUGAAGCCAGGGCAAUAUUUGACAAGCUCCAAAUUCACACAGGAAGAAGGGCGAGUUGCAGAAGCAGAGCACUGGUCUGAACCACCAGCACAACCAGAACUACAGAGUGCCACACCCAGAGAGACGGAGAAAACCCCAGAGACCCCGGGAACAACAGAGAAACAACCUGACGAGAUGCUCAAAGAAAAAGCAAAAAAGAAGAAACCAAAAUUGCUGAAUAAGUUUGAUAAAACUAUUAAAGCAGAAAUUGACUCUGCAGAAAAGCUUCGCAAGAAGGGGAAGGUGGAUGAGGCACUGAAAGCUUUUGAGCUGCUGGUGCAGACGUAUCCACAGAGCCCCCGUUCUCGUUAUGGGAAAGCCCAGGCGGAGGACGACCUGGCCGAGAAGCUGCACAGUAAUGACAUGCUGCAGAGAGCCAUUAACACCUACAGAGAGGCCGCUGAGCUCCCCGAUGUGACCUCUGACCUCCUGCGAGCUGCACUGAAGAGACGAGCUGAGAGACAGCAGUUCCUGGGGCGUAUGCGAGGGUCUCUGAUGACCCUGGAGAAGCUGGUUCACAUCUUUCCAGAAGACAUCAAUCUGAAAAACGACCUGGGCGUAGCACACUUGCUGCUUGGAGACAACAGGGGUGCCAGGAAGGUCUAUGAAGAGGUCCUGGCGGUUGACCCUGGGAACGGCUUUGCUAAAGUUCACUAUGGCUUCAUCCUGAAGUCUGAGAACAAGAUCGCGGAGAGUAUACCCUACCUGAAGGAGGGUUUGGAGUCUGGUGACCCGGGCACGGACGACGGGCGUUUUUAUUUCCACCUGGGAGACGCCCUGCAGAGAGUUGGAGACAACAGCUCAUAUUACUGGUAUGAGCUGGGUCACAAACGAGGCCACUUUGCCUCAGUGUGGCAGAGGUCGCUGUACAAUGUGGACGGACUGAAGGCUCAGCCCUGGUGGACGCCUAAAGAAACCGGAUACACGGAUCUGGUCAAGGUGUUGGAGAGGAACUGGAAGACGAUCAGGGACGAGGGUCUGGCAGUGAUGGACCAGAACACUGGAUCGUUCAUACCCGAGGAAGAAAACCUGAGAGAGAAGGGAGAGUGGGGCCAGUACACACUUUGGCAGCAGUGGAGAAAAGUUGGAAAUGCCUGUCAGGGUGUCCCAAAGACCUGCUCGCUGCUGGAGCGAUAUCCUGAAGCUACAGGGUGCAAGAGAGGACAGAUCAAGUACUCCGUGAUGCAGCCGGGUACUCACGUGUGGCCUCACACCGGUCCCACCAACUGCAGACUGAGGAUGCACCUCGGCCUCGUCAUCCCCAGACAAGGCUGCAGGAUCCGCUGCACCAACCAGACCAGGGAGUGGGAGGAGGGUAAAGUCCUCAUCUUUGACGACUCCUUCGAGCACGAGGUCUGGCAGGAGGCUGACCAUUACCGCCUUAUCUUCAUCGUGGAUGUCUGGCACCCAGAGUUAAUGCCGUACCAGCGCCAGACUCUGAGCCCUAUUUAGACCAGGACCUGGGAGCAGCUGGACAAAGACCUGGUAAGAACAGUCACACAGCCUGAGCAGCUGACCGAUUCUUCUUCUGUGGACAGAACUGCCAAAAACCCUGACUCGGUCUAAGAAGGAUCAAAAGGCGAGUUUGUUUUUUUUCUUCUUCUUCUUUUUUGUGGAUUAACUACUAAACUCCUGAAUACUGUCACAAGACCAGAUGUCGGACUGAAGAACAGAAAAGAAAGUGUGUAUUUUUACUGGGUGAUACUACUGACUGUACGACCCAGACAUGUGGCACGUGUUCUGGCCCUGGUUAGCCCUGUUUGGCCCGGGUUCCAGGUUCCCACAGUCACAGACAUUAUGCAGACUUUAAAGAAUUCAGCGUUUAUUUCCUAGCUCUGGAAAUUAUUUGGGAAAAACAUCCAAAGUUUUGGAAAAUGUUGAAAAUUAAAAAACUCUAAGUGGACGUUUUUGUUAAUGCCCAAAUGUUACUGAGCGUCAAACCAAAACCAGUUAUCCAGGGUUAAACGCCAUCAACAUUAAAACAUCCGACAGAUUUUAAAGUAGUUCACGUGCUUUUGUAAAGAUGCGGAAACAUUGCCACGGAGCCAUUUGUGAUGAAGAAGAGAUGCCUUGGUUUUAGCUCGACCACUAGGAGCCUUUUCACUUUCACCUUUUUAUCACUUUUGCACAGUGACAAAGAAACAUGUUGACAACAGAUGAUGUAUCUUUAUAUUAAAAAUAAAAAUACAGAAAAAAAUGCACCUGCAAAAGUAAACAUUUUAUUUGUUUAGAAGCAGUUUAUCACAUGAGAGCAGUUUGUACUGAACUGGUCUCCUCCGUUGUGGUUUGAUGCAGAUGAGUUUUCUCUACGGUGGCCGACACGGUCACAACACAUGCAAAAGACACAA